GCCAACGUUUAGUCGACCAGUGACAGUGGCUGAGUGAACAUCAACGCUCAUGAAAACUCACACUCGUCUUGGUGUUUACUGUAGCUCGGAAAAAUGGUCAAGUGCAGAGAAUUAAUUUGGAAAUACUUUAACAGUGAACCAGUGAAUAAUAAGGAGAAUUCCUACAUCAAUAUUUCAAGGCGAAAGCGCAUAUACAGCAAAGCUUACAUGGCAAACGCAUCAAAGAGUUCGCACCGGCCGAAGUGGCGAAGGGUCUGCGAUGACUGGGUCGACAGGCGACUGGAGGACCGCCAGGGCGUCACCACGCCAGUCCACGUCCUGUACAACACUUACCUCAGCGAGAACCCACACCACUACAUGGACAUAGCACAGUUCGGAAAGGUUCUCAAGUCCCGAUUCAAGAACCAGAAGUGCCGACGCGGAGGCCAAGGAGCUCAGAUCUACGUCUACAAAAAUGUGGCCAUCAAAUCCCUGGACGAAGCCAAGGCUGACGUCAGUCCGCCCGGCCCUCGCCUAGCGAUCAGCAGUGACGUCACUCCCCCACUCCCAUGCCCUGCCACCCACACUGCUGUCACUGCCUCCCCUCCACGCCCUGGCUCCGCCACCCUCAGUGAUGUCAGUGUGUCCCCCUCACGCAGCGCCACCCCUGCUGACGUCAGAGCCCCUUCUCCAACGCAGCCCACCAAGAGGAAGGCUUCUGCCGAGUCCUCCAUCAUUCCUAAAAAGCGAAAGUAUAUUUUCGAGGACAGCUUUCCUCAAGUCGCGCCUCCUGCUAGUCUUGCCGCUGAGUCCUUCGUCAGCAGGAGCGAGCACAGCGCCUCUCCUGCUGCUCCAAGUAUGGCGUCUCAGCAGGACCCCAGCGAGAUGGCAGCCUGUGGCAGCGACGUACAGGAGCCACCUCGACUCCUGGCCAAAGUGAGCAACAAUUACCAUCUGCUAAGUGACGCCAAUAGCGAAAAGUUGUCCAGAAGUAGACACUGGUCGCCAGCACUCAUUGAGGAUAGUGGAGGGACCGCUGACUUGCCUUUAGACCACUUUUCGAAAAGUUUAAGCUUGAAACAGGGUGCAUUCGAAAAAGAUCAAAUUUAUUGCGAGUCCAACUUAAAAACUUUACAUAAAACAGACACUAUUUUACCUCCAAUUGCCAGCGAAAACAAUCAUUCGAAAACACUAACUUCUAUUGAAAACGUCUUAUCGGAAAUUGAAAAGGUUAACAACAUCAUCAACGUCGACUCCUAUUCACUCCGCGCAUCGUCUCCUCAGAGCCAGGCUCCCAAGUACAACCUGAGGCCAACCUCACACGUGGCACCAGCGUCGUCUGACGAGAGCAGCCUCAGGGAUGAGGAACAGCAUGUUAGUGGAGAAGAAGGACCUGUGGAGGGCCAAGGGAUCAGCUGCAGGAUGGCAGUAGGACGCAAGUGGGUGGACGCUCAGCUGAGGGACGAGCCAGGUGCGAGGACCUUUGCAUGGGAGGUGGCAGCAGCCUAUGCCCGCGACCAUCCCGACGAACCUCUUCCUGAUACCAGCAUCGCAGUGCUGAUCCGAAACAAAUUCCCGUCCAGAAGAAAAGCCUUCAAACAAGGUCCUGUUACUACAUAUUACUUCCAAGACCUAGAACUUGUCAGUCGCGAAGGACUGUGUGAAGUUCCGAGUGUGACGGAGCACAAGGGGAUUCCAGCCAGCAUGAAGGAUAAGGCUACUCCAUCUGUCAAAACCUUUGUUGGCAAUUUCCCUGGCGCAGAAGCCUCCUCUUUCGUCAAGAUAUCAGAGGACAUCAAACCAAUCAGUGUUGUAAAGCCUCCAGCCCAAAGCAUAUUAUUUAGAAACGGGGUCCCAUGCAUAGUUCUGAAAGUCAAACCCUUCAUCGUUAGGCCGUCCAACCCUCAAGUGAAAACUAUUCAAGUAGGACCUCUGCGGAGUCAUGGCCAGCAGGAGGACAUUUCGUUUAAGGUCCUUCAUUUAGCCAAACCACAAACUCCCUCAAAUUGUCUAAGUUUCCAACCGCCCACUUCAGCAAAUUUUGAAGACAGAGGAGCUUAUGAGAUUCCCUUCCUUCAGCCAGAAGUUAAUGCUUCUUCCGAACAACAACUAACCAGCUUCCACGUGAAGGGGAAAUCACAAAUUGGGGAAAACACCUCAGCUGAGUAUCUAAAGGCUUCACAAAGAGGCCAAAAAGGCGAUAUGAGUGUGUUGGAGUAUAUUCAGAGUGAAAUGACUGGUGGAGAACUAAAUGAUAAUAAAGACACAUUUCUUAAUCCAUCAACCACAUACAUUCCUAUUGCCCAAAAAAAUGUUAACAGACAAACCAAUAAGAAAGUACAAAGAAACCAAAAAGUAUGUCAAUCUCAGGAAAUACUUAAAACAAAAAUAAUUGAUGAUCAUAUCGUGGGAUCUCAGGGCCAUAAGUCAAAAGUAUGGGAUGAGGAUAUGAGGAAAUUUGCACAUUCAAAUAACCAAGAUGCAAAAGUUGUUAAAAGUAAUAAAAAAACAAGAAAGCUAUUGAAGCAUUGUAAAGAUUCUUUGGACAAAUAUAGCCGUAAUAGAAUAACUCUUUCUAAUCAAAACUGGAAGCCUGAGGAAAAGGCCAGUGGCCAAGAAACCGAAGACCACAGGGAGAGUAUCAAGAGAACGAUCCUGGAGACGGCGCUUAAUCUGUUCUCUGAGGAGGGGGCGGCGCUGCCCGAGGGCGAGCGCGCCCGGAGGCUGGAGGCGGCCCUGUACGAGCGAAACCCAGCCGUGCACUACGAGGACGGCGUCCCGUGGCCCUCCUCACACAGCGAGGACGCUGAGGAGUUCCCGUGUCGAGCGUCACAAGUCCUGGCGGAGGCCAGUGCGCUGGCCCAGGGGGACGCCACGCAGCUCCUGUACCACCACCAGUAUUGCCCCGGCCAAGGCUGCUCGUACAACGGCGAGCUGUGCCUGAGCCUGAGGGCGGCUUACACGCACAUCAGCAUCUUCCGCCAUCGAUGCCACGUGUGGCACUGCUUCAACAGCGUGCUGGCACUGCACGCCAGCUCGUGCAGCAGGGUGGACUGCCCGUGCCAGUUCUGCUGUUCUGCCAAGCACGAGCUCAGCUCAGCAGAGGGCUGGUGUCGUGGUCGCCAGUGGAGGCUGAGCGGCAGCUGUUGCGGCAGGAGUUCGCCGCGUGCGAGCGGUCGGGGCGGCACGAGGCGCGGCUGCACUGCCACCACCGGCAGCGGGUCCAGCUGCCCUUGCCGAAGCCCGCGCAGAAGGCUGGAUGAGCAGACGCCAAGGUUCGCGGCGGGGAAGCGGCCAGAGCGCGCUUGGCUCGAAGAAAGGAUCCAACUCUCAGGGAUAUGA
This is a messenger RNA of Penaeus vannamei (Pacific white shrimp), 3321 nucleotides long. NCBI's taxonomy places the organism in Eukaryota, Metazoa, Arthropoda, Malacostraca, Decapoda, Penaeidae. The record is from RefSeq and is a predicted model, not a curated record.